Molecule: messenger RNA, 1708 nt
Organism: Prorocentrum cordatum
Lineage: Eukaryota; Dinophyceae; Prorocentrales; Prorocentraceae
Source: the annotation of a GenBank genome assembly
GCGGGUGCUGGUGCUGCCGCCGAGUGCGCCUGCGGGCGCUUGCGAGACGGCGGCCUUCGGUUGCUGGUCGUUCGGGCUCGUGGUGUGGUCGUCUUUCUCUGUGGUGAUCGGUCUGAUCGUGGAGUUGGGGUCGAUCGACGAGCCGGGGGUUCUCGAGAUCCAGAUGCAGCUGGUGGGCUGCGAGAGUGGCUACGCGUGGGCCGUCAUCGGCCCGGACCUGAGCCUCGGUCUGAUCUGCUUCAAGGCGAAGAUCGCGAUCUUCACGGACCCAGUGGAAAGUAUUCGUUGGCGGCCGAUGCCUUUGGUAUCUUUAGUGGAGAGGUACGCUUACGCGAGCCAGUUGACGGUGGGCUUGCGGUUGCGGACGAUGCUGACGUUGCCUUUGUACCGCCCCAGCAGAUAUGGUCAGCGGGCGAUGGCGGUGAAGGUGUUGUCUGCCGUUGUCCAGUUGGUAGCUUUGUCUCUCCCGACGCUGAGGUGGUGUUUGAGGAGUCCCGAGCUCUUCCUGGGUGUGCUGGCCGCGUGGUUCGUAUGGUCCAAGCCGACGGCGGUGCUGGGUCUGAUCGAGUAUCCGAAGGAGUUGGGUGUGUACACGAUCCGCUACUGGGACACGGCCAAGGAAGCGUUCGUGGUGAGCUCGGAGGUCGUCCAGGUUCCCGAAUGGGCGGACGGGGGCGAGCAUGGAGAGUCUUGUAUUGGGUCCUCCACUGAUUCGAGUUUGGGUGUGCCCGUCGAGUCGGUGGCCUUCGCUCCUGCGUCCUUGCCGCUGCCUGGUUACCCUUUGGGUGGGGAGAAGACGGCGUCGGUGAAUCAGCUGGGCGAUCUCGUGGAGUUCCCGAAGGCCCGGACGGAGGUGAUCACCGAAUCCAUGACGGCCGCGCGGGCGAGGGAGCUGUUUCGAGACGUGCGGUGGGUUGGCCUGGGCCCCUUCGUCCGCGCGUAUGCCGAAGGCCACAAGCAGGUGAUCGAUGGCAUGAUCGCCCGUCUGGACCAGUCCGAGGUCCACCUGAAGGAGGAGGCCCCUGCGGAGGCGAGUGUCGUCGAGAGUGUGGCUGCGAUCGGGGGGACGUCUGCUUCGCCUCCUGCCGUCGUCGUGCGCGGAUCGCCCGCCGCGACCACCCCCACUACCGUGAUGGAGACGCCGCUGAAGCGAGCUGCCACCUCACAGCCGGAGGUCGUCGGGGUUGCCGUCAAGCGGAUGCGCUUCGAGGAUCAGUUGCCGCAGUUGUUGUGCAAGUGGCAGCUGGACGAGUACCAGGAAAUCAAGCCCGAGGAGUGGAACCGUCGCAGGAAGACGGCCGAUGCCUGGGCGCACGACUUCAUCCGGUGCCGUGGGCUGAACGAUUGUCACAUGGCGCGGGAGAUGAUCACGGCCUUCGUCGCGGUGGACACGCCGGUGAUGACCGACCGCCAGAAGGUCUUCCUCCACCUGGUGAGCUUCGAGUGGCGGGCACGAAUGGCGUGCGCUAUCAUGGGGGUCGACCGCAACGUCCAGAGCCGCGACGACGGGAGGCGUCUCCAUGCUGCCAAGAACUGGAAGUCGGAGUUGGCCUGGGAGGCGGCGUACCGCUUGGACCCGCAGUUUACCGACGAGAGUACUAUUCGGGUGAUGAUCGUCGAGGAAGAGAUGAAGAGGGCCAUGGGUCGCGACGCGGAGCUGAUGGAGACGCCCGCCGACCUAGACGGUGGCGCGGUAGCCCCGCCGUGA